Eptesicus fuscus (big brown bat) is the source of this 1437-nucleotide messenger RNA. RefSeq names its product actin related protein T3 (gene ACTRT3). NCBI's taxonomy places the organism in Eukaryota, Metazoa, Chordata, Mammalia, Chiroptera, Vespertilionidae. The transcript is spliced from 2 exons. Bases 113 to 1231 code for a protein of 372 amino acids. The record is from RefSeq and is a predicted model, not a curated record.
GCUGGUAAGGAGGGCAGGGGCUGCGCCCCGCACCUUCGGUCCUCCUGGCGCGGCCCGCAGCCAGGGCAGAGGGACCGGCCAGCAGACCCGAGGCGGUGGCGGCGUCGGCAGCAUGAGCCACCACCAGCUACCGGUGGUGAUCGACAACGGCUCGGGAGUGAUCAAGGCGGGCCUGGCGGGGUCCCGGGAGCCCCAGUUUAUGUACCCGAACAUUAUCGGCCGUGUCAAAGGCCAGAGCUGGGCGGCCCAGGGCGGGCAGGAGCUGUACGUGGGUGACCAAGCGCAGAAGCAGAGAAGCUCGCUGUCCAUUAGCUACCCAGUGGAGCGUGGUCUCAUUACUUCCUGGGGGGACAUGGAGAUCAUGUGGAAGCAUGUCUAUGACCAUAGCCUGAAGCUGAAGCCCUGUGACCGCCCGGUUUUGAUUACGGAGCCAGCACUGAACCCACUAGCCAACCGACGACAGAUCACUGAAAUAUUUUUUGAGCAUCUGGGGGUUCCUGCCUUCUAUAUGGCCAUCCAGGGGGUGCUGGCUCUCUUUGCUGCUGGCUUCACCACCGGCUUUGUGAUGAAUUCCGGGGCUGGGGUUACUCAGUGUGUGCCCAUUUUUGAAGGUUACUGUUUGCCUCAUGGCGCCCAGCAGCUACCUCUGGCUGGCUUUGACCUCACCAACUACCUCAUGAGUCUGUUAAAGGACCAUGGCAUCAUACUGCUUAGUGCUACAGACAGAAGGAUUGUCACAGAAAUGAAGGAAACCUCUUGUUAUGUGGCAAUGAACUACGAAGAGGAAAUGGCCAAGAAAUGUAGUAGUAUGGAGAAAGUUUACCAACUGCCCGACGGGAAGGUGAUCAAGCUCUACGACCAGCUCUUUAAAUGUCCAGAGGUCCUCUUUUGUCCAUCUCUCGUGAACCUGGGGACGAUGGGCAUUGAUAAGAUGUGCUUCAGCAGCAUAAUGAAAUGCGAUAAAGAUCUGAGGAAUUCCCUUUUCUCCAAUAUUAUCCUUGCCGGGGGAUCGACCUUGUUCCCUAAUUUAGACAAGCGGCUAGUUAAAGAUAUAGCAAAUGUGGCGCCUCCCAAUACCCCUGUGCAGGUUAGAGCUCCCCCAGAAAGGAAAAUAUCGGUGUGGAUGGGAGGCUCUAUUCUUGCGUCCCUGUCUGCCUUCCAGGAUGUGUGGAUCACUGCUGCAGAAUUUAAAGAAGUAGGUCCCAACAUAGUACACCAAAGAUGCUUCUGAAUCUAGAUAAAACGCUUACAAGAAAAUGUUCCAAGUGUGUGGGACAGAAAACUUUGGAUAUUAAGUUUCUGGGAGAACAGAAACUAUUUCCAUUAUGGGACUGUCCAUGUCUCUGUUGCAUUUCUAUAAUGGGGGAAAAUAAUGGUGAAGCAGUAAGACAACCUGUUUAUUGAGUAGGACGAAAUUAAAUGCUACAGGAAAUAUUA